Molecule: messenger RNA, 1514 nt
Organism: Linum tenue
Lineage: Eukaryota; Viridiplantae; Streptophyta; Magnoliopsida; Malpighiales; Linaceae
Source: the annotation of a GenBank genome assembly
AUGGCUAGACUUUUAAGCAUGGCAAAGACGACGCCGGCGAUACUAUUAAUCCUAGUCGUAGCCGCAGCUUUGACGACUGCUACUACGGCCCACAACCACAGCCACCAUCACCACCACCAUCACCGUGCUCCAGCUCCAGCGCCGACCCCUAAUUCCCUCCCACCAGCGGCUGGUGGCAGCGGUGGAAACUCGUCCCACCACUCGGUGCCGCCGGCAGCUACUCCGUGGCCGCCGCAUGAUCACGGUCCUAGCCCUCCUCCUCCAGCCUCGUCGUCGGUGGCCGCAGUUCUCGUUGAUUGGUGGGUUGCUGCUUGGAUGGGCGGAGCUGCAACUAUCGUAUUGUUAGUUGCAGCAGGGAAAGCAGACUGCAGACAACCACCGAAUUGGAGAAGAAGAAGAAUGGCUUGUACGCACGAUCACAGCUGCGAAGAUCAUGAUUGCUCUUCUGAUUGGUCUCUCUACAAACACAUAGACCUAGCUAAGGUUUCGGCUCUGAAUGAAGCAGUUCCAGGAAGUGUCAAGUCGGUCUUCAAAGCUUGGGAGCACCGCCUGAACUUCUCUGGGGAACUCUUGCAAAGCAAUGAUGGUGAUUCUGAACUGCUUGUCUAUGUCCCGUUCACAUCUGAUGUUAAGAUCAAGAGCAUCUCGAUUGUUGGUGGACCAGAGCGAACAAGUCCUUCCAGAAUGAGAGCGUUUAUCAAUCGAGAAGGAAUGGAUUUCUCUGAUGCUCAAGACAUGCAAGCGGUGCAGGAAUGGGAGUUGGUUGAAAAUUUGCAAGGAGUGCUGGAGUACCAAACUAGGUAUGCCAAAUUCCAGGGAGUGUCAAGUAUCACAUUACACUUUCCCGAUAAUCUUGGGGGAGAUACUACACAGAUACACUACAUUGGUUUCAAAGGCGAAGCCACUAAGUUGAAGAGGGAUACUGUUGCAACGAUCGUGUAUGAACUCAGGCCAAAUCCUUCCGACCAUAAGACGAAGGCUGAAACUGGUGGUGGUCUUUCUCAUGUGGGAUGAGGAAAAUGUGUCACAUGCUUUUUGCUAAUAGUAGACAAGUAAUUGAUCAACCUUCUUGCGCUGACGAUGAGAAUCUGUUACUAUGUGCCUGGGAUCGUCCUUGUUUGGUUCCUUGUUGUCUUUCUUCUUGUUAUCUUAGUUGUGUACUUGCUAACCCGGAAAGCACUCACGGGAAUCUGUGUCUAGUUGAGUGAUAUCUGUACAAAUAGAUAAGGCCUAAGGGACGUAGAGAACAAACCUCUUUAGGAUAAUCAAUCCUUAUGGUAUUUAUGGACAUCCCUUUCCACCCCAACCCCACAAAGCUGGACCGAUUUGGGCAACAACCAAAUUGUAACGAACAGAAGGCAGCUUAUGCCGAAACUUGGGAUGCGUGAACACAAUAUCCGGCGGGCUGCUCGUGGCCGGAAAACAUAAAGCUGGGAGGAAGUGCCGGCUUGCAGCCAGAGAUGGAAGAAAGAUGUGCAGACAGAGACACAGAGUCCUGUGGGCUGAACGGAAAC